AAGGUACCUACAGAGAUAAUUUCAUCACGUCUUAUGACAUUGUCUUGCCAUCACACAGCAACAGUCGUUCGCCCACCGUUUUCUUCGUCCAUUUUUCUCUUAUAUAAGAAUAAAAGGGCUGCUGUACAGUCUCCAUUUCCGUGUUGUUGUUGUUGGGGCUGGGUUAAAACAUGCCUUCCGAUCCGUCGUUAUCGAAUGAUGUAAUCAAUUGGCCGAAGAAGAAGAAGGAGCACAGCCCACAACUGGUGUAGAGUUUUUCGGUCGAGAGUUGGAAGAACUGCGUGUGGGAUUGGGUAGAGGGGAGUGUCAAGAGGGUGGAAAGAAAGAAAGGGAGAGAAAGAGGGUGGUCUGCCUGCUGGAGUGUGCGUGCAACGCCAACUGGGUGAUAGAUGGAAUAAACUGGGAGCAUUUUCAUCCUCGCGACUCUUGGUCUGGUUGGUUGGGGCUGCUGCUGCUGGGGCGUUCGAAUGUUAUAACCAGCCAUCACCCAUGAUGAUCACCAUCAGUUUUUGGAGAAAAUCCCGACCGAGUUGUUGUUGUCUAUUUCAUUGGACUCGACGCAGCCAUUAUUAAAUUCAGAAAAACAAAAAAAAAGGAUAAUAUGAGAAACCCGUUUCCAACUAGUGAGGAGCCAACAACAGAAGAAUAGAAAGUGACAACAACAACUGUGACAAGCUGCGUCUCUUUUUGUGUGUCGUGUAUCGUUUCCCGCCUGUGUGCCAUUGUGGUUUUCUCUCUGCACUACUAGUGUGAAACGCGUGUGUGUGUUGUAUGGUGAACGACGGGAAAAAAGGGAGGGAAGAAGAAAGAAUAAAGAAGAAGAAGAAGCGUUGGGAGAGUUUGGCAACGCCGCCGAGUUGGCGUUGGCUUGAGUGCGCUUCAGAGCGCUGUGUGCAGGGAGACUGCAGCCCAAGCAGCAAGGCAAAGCACAUAAAAGAAGUGGCGAGUUGAAAGGGGAAGGAAUACACACACACACACAUACACUAGUAUACAGACUACACACAUACACACACAUACAGACUACAGAGGCUAGAGUGUACAGCCAAGGUGUGUGUGAACAAAAAAAUCAAGCCAAAAUGGCUGCCGCCAGUUCACUACAAAUGCAUUUGCAGCAUAGCCCGCGCAAGAAGAAUUUCGGUUAUGAAGAAACGAUUCGGCUACUCGAAUUGUGGACUCACUACACUAACGGUGGGACCCACCCUGAACUGGGCAAAGGACACAGGACUGGCCGGCUCUGGCUCGUUAUCAGUGAACGAAUGAAGGCCAUGAACUACAACCGUGGGCCAGAGGAAUGCAAAGUGCGCGUCGGAAACCUCAGAGCCAAAUACACCAAACUCAAGAGAGGAUACCUUUCAGGUGAAGGAGUUCCAGAUUGGCCAUAUUACCCAGUCCUAGCCAAAUUCCUAGAAGGGAGGACAGAAUUUGGGGAUUCCUACGAUGCAGGAUCACACUCUUACACAGAACCAGAAGCGAGACCUGGGGCCUCACACCAUCAUCCAGGUAUGUUCCUUAGUAUGUCAAUGGAAGAGCCAAACGAGCCACUCGCCUGCAAUGUAGACGGAGGUGGUGGCCGGCGGGGUGUCGGCGGAGGAGCUGGCGGUGGAUCGUCGCGAUCCAACGACGACGACAGUUCCGUUUCGAUGCCGGAAUCUGGUUCGUCUGCCGGCAGUGAGCACAACGACGCCCCUCCAAACGGACACAUGGCUGGGCCAAUGGGUCCAUCCGACCUGCCCCACGGUCUCGGUGGCCAUCACCCGCCUCUAUUGGGUCCUACCGGAUUGAAAAGACGACCCAUUUCGCCCGUGGACGAUCCUCGUCGACCGGCCAAGCGACCGAAACAUGGCACCAGUACCAUGCUCCUCUCCUUGAUGCAGGCCAUGCUGAAGAUCGAAGAGGAGCACCUGAAACUGCAGCAAGAGCGAGCGGCCAGUGAAGCAGCCAUGAUGCAAGCCGUGACGGCCUUUUUCUCCAACAUGACGCAAAUGUUUGGCGGACACAUGCCCAGUUUUUCAUCGAAACCGGAGGUGCAGAACAACAACAGCGCCGGUUCGCAAGGUGGAGCCGGCGGCAGUGGCACGACAGCCGGAAGCAGCGGUCUCCACUCUGGAGUUGUUGGCGGGACGCAACAAGGUGGAGGCAACAACAACAACCAAGCCUCGGGUUCCAAGACGCCAUCCAACCCGUCUUCCUCCUGUUCAAACUCACCCGCCUACUCGCACUCGUACAGCAAUCCGCCCAUGGUGGGCAACUCCGGGAUGAACAAGAUGCACGGCAUGGUCGACGGGCCCGGCGCGGCCACCAACAUGGGAUCGGCCUCAGCCGGACACCACUACCCUUACGGCGGCAUGAACCAGCCGUCACCGUCGCCAUCCAGUGCCGGACAGAUGGCCAGCCCGGCUUCCUAUCCGCUCUCACCGGCCUACCAGCAAGGCGUCGUCAAUACGAUGAUGGGCGCCGGCAACAGUGGGACGGGCGGCGGAGGUGGCGGAUGGUACAACAACGGCUCGUCCGGCAAAGGAGCCGCUUCUUCCAACGCCCCGAUGGCCGUUCACCCUUUCUCCAGCGACAUUCUGGGCAUUCCCAAGAGCAGGCACGACACGAUGUAAAAAACAAAACAAAACAACUAAGCGAUGGAAGAAAUAUUUUUUCUUGGUUUUCCUAUCGCUUUUCACCACACCACCGCCUCCUCUUCUUUCAUCAAAUCUCCUCCCGCCCCAGUUGUUGUUGUUGUUGUCGUGUGUGUGCCUGUGUGUAGAACGACAACCACUACAAAAGAAAAAAAUGCCAGAAGAAAUGAAGAAAACCCCUUCCAACCUCACACUCACGGAGCUUCCGGAAGGUGAUGAUGAAAAACAAAAUUACUACGACGACAAAAUUGCAAAAAGAUUAAAAAAAUAAUUAAGGAAAAUCGUAUGAGAAACAAAAAAAGAGUUUGAAACAUGUUUUUUUCUCUCUCAUUUUCUCUUCUUUUGUGUGUGCAAAGUGUGUCCGGACUCUCUUCUUCCCUUCGUACUAUAUUGUUGUGUCUCUCUUUCAGGGGACUACCAAAUAUCCUUUUUGUUGAGCGUGUGUGAAAUUUUUCCUUUUUUUAAAUCAGCAAACACUCCGCCUAGAUAGUUGGGCUUUUUCCCUUAUUUUUCUUUUUUUUUUAACACUUUAAUUUAAAAUUCUCUUGCCUUAUUCUUUCGGUCUGUUGUGGAUGUUAUUAUUAUUGAGCUCCCCCACCCUAAUUUUUUUGUUGGUUGAAUCCGUAACCAAAAAGUCCAUCACUUUCGACCGCUUCGUGCACACUCUUUUUGUUUCUUUUUUUUCCCCCUCCUCCGUUCCUUACCUGUUUAUUAAUUUUUCGUUUGUUUUUUGCGAUGUGUCAAAUUUAAAAGAGGCAGCUUUAUAUCUAUCGUAAAGAGCCGACAGUUUUGUUUAUUUUUCGCCAAGAUCCAAAGGGCCAAAAAGAGAAGAAAGUGAAAACGGUUAGAAGAAAA
Messenger RNA from Daphnia pulicaria, 3482 nucleotides. RefSeq names its product secreted protein C-like. The record is from RefSeq and is a predicted model, not a curated record. The coding region runs from base 1077 to 2606 and encodes 509 amino acids. NCBI's taxonomy places the organism in Eukaryota, Metazoa, Arthropoda, Branchiopoda, Diplostraca, Daphniidae. Gene Ontology annotation, biological process: positive regulation of DNA-templated transcription. The transcript has 4 exons. Gene Ontology annotation, cellular component: nuclear body.